AUGAAAACCACAACUUUUCAAUUUGGCUUUGCAGAUUACUCGAAGCGAGAACUUUUGACGGUGAGUUUUCUUUGAUUGACUUUUCCGCCAACUCUCCGGCGGGAAGGUGGGAGUGAGGGGAGAAGGAGCGUGGUUUCAGAGAUCAAAUUCCACGCAAUUCAGAACUUUGUCCUUUUUGCUAUAGAUUUUUGGAAGAUGUAUUGUCAAUCUCCGUAAAAAUAUGUUCAACUGACCAUGGAAUCAGUGGUUCACAGAAAUAACGAUUUCGGCAGUGUCUUCUUCAAUAUGUAAAAUACUUCCGUUGCACUCCAAAUUGGGCUCAAUUUCAAUGUGAACUGUUUCUGUAUUGUCCCCUCAAAGUCUAUGCACCAGAUGCACCAGAUGUACAUGACAUCACUUUAUUUUCAAUCUUCCCUUUCAACAUUCUCCACAUUCUAGCCCCCACAGAACGGUUUGGGAAGCUCAAAAGCCCACUGAUCACAAGAUUCGAUUUGCUCGACCGUACACCUUCCCGAAAAUUUCGUUGAAAAAUGUCCGAAAACCAUUCUCUCCGAAUCACCAAAGAGACCGAUCUCGUGCUUCUGCGACAACAAAAAUAAAUUUCAAGGACAUUUCCUUGUCCUCGUCUUGUUCUCAACAAUCAGCUUCUGUUCGGCCCAGAAGCCUUCAACCGACAGUUUUUACAACUUUUCUUCAGAUCUCUGUUAAUGUAGAACCUAAUUUAAGACAUUUUAAAUCACCAAUAUCAAUGAAUAGAAGAAAACAUAAUAUUUCAGCCGAUUGGUUCGCAAGAGACCAUGAUGAGGACUUCGGAGCCUCUUUCGGAGGCGAGCAAAGUAAAUCCCAUAAAUAUCACGUCAUUCAAAGAAUUUUGAUUCUUUUCCAGAAGACUCUUCAUGAAAUCAAAGGCUACAGUUAUGUCAUCAAGAACUUUUCGGUUAGUAUGCCCAGUCAUAACUUUCCACUCCUUCUCAUCCCGUUAAAGCCAUAAAUUGUGCUUCUCAGGAAAGACUUGGGCGCGAAUCUGGCGAAUCUCGUCUGCCACCGAUGCUUUUGUUCGUGAAAAACUACCUGCGCCAUUAUUCAACUGCCCUUCUCGACAAAAUCAUCGACGUGGAGUUCGUGAAUUCGAUGCCUUAUUAUCAGGUGAGAACUUUUGUAAAACACGAUUGAAUAUUCCGUUUAGAACUCGCUGGAUGGCCUUCGAGUGGACCUCUACAAGCUGGAGAGCUCAUUUGCCUCAGUUUUCCAAGAAGAUCAGAGUGAGUUAGCACGAGACAUAACGAGAAGAUAUUAGAAUUUGCUCUAAUUUGACGCGUCCCACAGCAAAUCGGUUUCGAAACGACUGAUGUUGAUACGGAGGUCAAAUUUCAUUUUAUGGUAAAAAAAUCUUGCGGGCAAUUAAACUAAGCAAGUGAACUAAUUCAACAAUAAACUUUAUUGUAUCUCUUUCAGUCUCGGAAUACGUCAAGAGGGCGCUCGAUGAGGUUCUGCAUGGAACACCGGUCUAA
Molecule: messenger RNA, 1511 nt
Organism: Caenorhabditis sp. 36 PRJEB53466
Lineage: Eukaryota; Metazoa; Nematoda; Chromadorea; Rhabditida; Rhabditidae
Source: the annotation of a GenBank genome assembly